GAUUCGGCAAGUCCAGUUGUUUUGGACUGAAUGUCCUGAUUCAGAGAUUAGUCCGUUAUUAAUCUCUCUCCAGUUGUUAGGGUUUUUUUGAUUGGCGCUUCAUUUCAUUUCUGUAUUUAUGCGAGGUAGAUUUUGGAAUUAAAUUGUGCGUGUUCAAAUUCUCAACUUCCCCCUCUCUAUUCGGUUUUCAUUGUAAUCCGCUUUGAAAAUUCUGUCUUCUCUACGCACCGAAUUCAAGUCCUCGCUUCUCCUCGAAUUCAUAAUCUUUCUCUGUUACCGAGACCUGUGAGUGUGAAGUCCAGAGCCUGUUCCUCUCAGGUUAAAUCUAUGAGUCCAUCCAUUAAUUUUUUUAUUAUUUUUGUUUACGUUUUGUAGGAAUUUUUAAUUUUACGAAUUUAGUUAGUCAAGACUUUCCCUAGCUUGCGCGCUCGAUUCUUUACAUGUUACAAGAACUCAUGUUCCAGUUUUUCUCUUUUCUUGAAUUCAGUCUCCUUAUUGUCAUAUAAAGUUGGAAGUUGGAACUCUAAUCUCUUCUUGGUUCCUACGAAGAGCUAGCGUGAUCAGGUGAGGCUUUGGAUCGGAGUUUUUGUUGGUUUACAGAAACUGGAACUCCGUAGUAAUGCGUGAUCAAAGAGUUCUAUGUCUUUUUACACCGUAGUAGUGUUUGUCUUUUUACAUUAGUAUUUUAUUCAGUUUGAUCAAAGAAUUCUAUGUUGUCUCGUCUCUUUAGUUUUUCUUUUUUUAAAUAAGAGUUAAUUAUCCAUCAUUUGGUUUACGCUUAUAUUGCUAUCUACUGAUAACUUGGGUAAUUAUAAAAUUUCAAGCUAAUUAGUGAAAAUUGUUCAAUGUAUGCUUCAAUUUUUUUUAUACUGACUAUGAAGUUGCUCAUGAAACAGAGCAAAUAAAGUUAAAUCACUUAGUGAUUUUCUACUUAUGAGAUCUUAAGGCUUCCUUUCUUGUUAUUGGCAACAAAUUUUUGACAUUUGAUACUGUUCAAUAAUAGCUAUUUGUCAGCUUAGAAUGGAAUCAAUGGAAAUUGAUAAGGAAAGUAAUGGAAAAGCACCAAGGCUGAGGGAAAAUGGUUCCCAUCUAAAGCCUGUUGCACCUGAGGAGUCUGGUGAAGGUCUGCCUUAUGCUCCUGUGGAUUGGCCAAAACCUGGUGAUGUUUGGAGUUGGAGAGUAGGGAGACGAGUUGCCUUUACUGGACAUUUCUUGGAUAGGUACUUAUAUCUUCCACAUCGUCUUAAUCGUCCUGGAAGUAUACCUGGUAAGAAACGUGGAUUUGCAAGCAGGCUUUCAGUUGAACGGUAUAUCCGAUCAGCAUUCCCUGAUGCAAACAUUGAAUCUUUUUUUGCUUCAUUCAGCUGGAGAAUACCUUCCAAAGUGUUGCCAACAAAUGGUAAUUUAGAGGAGCAUGUCCUUCCAGCUUUUGAAGAAACAAUUGAAAAUUCGGAGUCAGAUUCACAGUCUGACGGUGUGGCUUGUAAGGCUGGAAAUAAGAGGUGCAACAGUCUCACAACAGAAGCAGAAAGUCAAUCUAAAGCUGCAAUGCCCUGUGAUAUUUGUUGCAGUGAACCUCGUUUCUGCCGAGAUUGUUGUUGUAUUUUGUGUUGCAAGACUGUAAAUUCAAAGUAUGGAGGUUACAGUUACAUCAAAUGUGAGGCAUUGGUCAGUGAGGGUUAUAUGUGUGGUCAUGUUGCUCAUGUUGACUGUGCUUUCCGGACUUACAUGGCUGGGACAGUUGGAGGAAGCAUUGGCCUAGAUGUUGAGUACUAUUGCCGUCGUUGUGAUGCACGGACAGAUCUGAUUCCACAUGUUAUGAGGCUUUUGCAAACUUGUGAAUCAAUUGAUUCUUGUGAAGAAGUAGAAAAAGUAUUAACUGUUGGUAUUUGCAUUUUACGUGGGUCCCAGAAAAUCAACGCAAAAGGGUUGCUGAACAGAAUAGAAUCAGUCAUUUCUAAGCUUAAAUGCGGGACCAGUCUUGAGGAUGUGUGGAAAGUUGAAGAGGAUGUCUCAGUUAUUUGCACAGGUGCCUCUCCUGAUACAAAGGUGGAAAUUACUGAUCAGCAAGACCAUUUAGACACUAAGUCGCCUGAUAUUUUGUCUAUAUCUUCUGAUUAUCAAGCCGAAACUCUAAAACUGGAGGAUGAGAUUGAUCAGGCCCUCUAUCAACUACGGAAGUCUCAGGCAUCUGAAUACAAAAUUGCAGAGGAACGACUUUAUGCUCAAAAGAAAUAUCUUCAGAACCUCUAUCAGCAACUUGAAAGAGAGAAGUUAGAAAUGACACGCCGCAGAUCGGGUACCAAGACAGAUGCCUCACUGAGCACCGUCUUGAACAGGGUGGAUCAGAUAAAGCAGGAAAUGGCAAAACUCAAGGAUAUGAGACAAGUGGCCAAGGGAUUUGGAAGGACUUCCAAAAGUAUCCUCAAGGAACAUUUUGGAGUGGACACAGAAGAAUAAAUUCUAACGUUUACUUAAAUGUUUCAAGAUUUCCAACUGUAUUGUGUCCAUGCUUGACACUUGAUCUGGUACAGUUGAUUAGAUCUGGUGUCGGAGGGUGCAACAGAUUCAGCUGUUGUCGAAGUCGCUCACGUGAGAACUUAUUGCGGAAUUGUCCAUGGCACAUUUGCGUGAAGCUGCUAGGAGUUGUGUUGGUGCAGGCUUAACAUCUGCAUUGCUACGUUUUCGAUUAGCACAAGGAAUUCAAUUUUGGUAGAGUGACUUAAAAUCUUGCCCACUAUCUUUUUCAUUUUUUUUUAGAUGACAACUCUGUUAGAAGGUUUACUUUAAUUGUAAAAUUUUGCAGUUCAAUUUUUCUUUAAUCUUCAUCAAGAUUUGUGAUAUCAUUAGAUACCCAUGUGACUUCUGAUCGUAUGAACUUUUAUAGCUUGAAGCCUUUAAGGUA
This is a messenger RNA of Jatropha curcas, 2905 nucleotides long. Its product is annotated as CDPK adapter, putative (DUF1423). The record is from RefSeq and is a predicted model, not a curated record. Lineage: Eukaryota; Viridiplantae; Streptophyta; Magnoliopsida; Malpighiales; Euphorbiaceae.